Messenger RNA from Trichoderma reesei QM6a, 2212 nucleotides. It is a transcript of the gene tf2d, whose product is annotated as TATA binding protein. Gene Ontology annotation, molecular function: DNA binding; RNA polymerase II general transcription initiation factor activity. Gene Ontology annotation, biological process: DNA-templated transcription initiation. The transcript has 5 exons. Lineage: Eukaryota; Fungi; Ascomycota; Sordariomycetes; Hypocreales; Hypocreaceae. The coding region runs from base 745 to 1506 and encodes 253 amino acids. The record is from RefSeq and is a predicted model, not a curated record.
GUACCUCCCACAACGUUCGGCGCUCUCAUUAAUAUUUUCCCCCUCCAACGACGUCACGCCCCACACCGAAUCCUCAGAAGGGCCUUGCUUGCCUUUUUUUCUUUUUUUCCUACCCUCACGCUCUCUCAACUUCAUCGGACGCCAUCGUUCCCUUGAACAGCCUCUCCCUUACUUAAUCUCCAAGCGCGUCAGGAAAGAAAAACUCACGAGCGGACGAAGCCACGUCUGCUCUGUUUCCCAGGUCGCACGGUGUCGACGUCCUGCGAUCAGGCAAUAUAAGAGAACUGGAACACGUUCCUUAACGCCGUCGCUCCCUCACGUAUCCCACGGGUGCAACCGAUCUUGUUGAUCGCCGACGAAGACGACACAGCGAUACGAUACAAAGUACUGCCCGUCAUCGUCGCCCUCCGAGUCGUUGCCUCGUUCUGUAGAACGCAAUUAUAAAAAGAGAAAAUAACCUUCAAAAAAAUUGCUUGAAAGUGAAGACGAGACGUCUCCCCGAGUCUUUGGUCGUUGGACGAGAACCCGCCCUGUUCCAAAGCUCGACCUUCGUUCUCUCACCCAUUCUACCCACCUUGCUGCCUCCGUUUGGCAUCCGCAAGGACAUCCAAAACAAAAGACAUCUCUGCUUGAGCAGCCGCAAUCUGUAGGGGAGACAUUCACUUGUUCAUCUCCCGCAUAUUCAGACCUGCUCAGUUUCGGGUUGCAGCUACACAGGCUUUCUGAUCUCUUGUCUUGAUCAUCAUGGAGGGCAUUCAGACGCAUCCGGCAAACGCCGCGCAGGCCAAGGCCUUUACUGCUCCUGGGUCGCUGUCGUUUCCCGGCGCCUCCAACGAGCUCACACCGCCGUCAACCAACCCCGAUGGCAGCCAGCGAAUGGCUCCCAACGGUCAGCAGAGCGCUGCUGGGAAUGGGGUGACUCCUGCUACUCCCGCCGCCACGCCUGCUGCCUCUCAAGGCCCCAGUGGUAUCACACCUACUUUGCAGAACAUCGUGGCAACUGUCAAUCUCGACUGCCGAUUGGACUUGAAGACGAUUGCCCUGCACGCCAGGAACGCCGAGUACAAUCCAAAGCGUUUCGCCGCCGUCAUCAUGCGUAUUCGCGAGCCCAAGACAACAGCCCUCAUCUUCGCCUCUGGCAAGAUGGUUGUCACUGGUGCCAAGUCUGAAGACGACUCCAAACUGGCGUCUCGCAAAUAUGCGCGUAUCAUCCAGAAGCUCGGCUUCAACGCCAAGUUUACGGACUUCAAGAUCCAGAACAUUGUUGGCUCGUGUGACAUCAAGUUCCCCAUCCGUCUGGAGGGUCUUGCUUCUCGUCACCACAACUUCAGCUCCUACGAGCCUGAAUUGUUCCCUGGUCUGAUUUACCGUAUGAUCAAGCCCAAGAUUGUGCUGCUCAUCUUCGUUUCCGGCAAGAUCGUCUUGACCGGUGCGAAAGUGAGAGAGGAGAUUUACCAGGCCUUUGAAAUGAUCUACCCUGUGCUCCAAGAUUUCCGGAAAGUCUGAUUGCGCUCAUGGGCAUGGUUAAGAGAUGAACACCUUCGUCUCGUGUACCAACAUUCAAAUACCCCCCUUUCAAAAACCGACGUAUAUGACUAGACCUUUACACGGUCAUGAUACCACAACUACAUCAUAGGACGUCGUCCGCCCGAGGGUCUUGGUAGGACACAACCGAGUCUCCAUGCGGGAUCCCGCUUGUACCAUUUGAUUUCUGCUUGCAUUGCAUUGGCGUUGGCAAAGGGAGGAAGGCCAGGAAGAGGUUCUUUUGCGUUUUUCUUACGAUGGAUCUGGUUCACGGCAAAAAAAGAACAAAGACUACCCAUCCCGCGACACAACAUAGAUUGCUCGUGGCCGCCCUCGGACCGUUAUCAUCGGAUCCUUGCGGCCUUCUUAAUGCCUUCAAGGGGGGACAAGGUCAAGUUGAAAACUAGACUGAAGGAACGUUGCUGGCGAAUUUGGGGAGAGGGAGGGCAAGCCGGGUGGGAAGCGGCUUGCCUGUGGCGGUGAUGUUGAAGCAGUCCCAUUGACCACUCGUCAUGGAACUGGACAGAUUCUAUGAGGACAUUUUACGCCCUUUGCGGGACGAGAUAUCGUUAGCAGCAAACGCCCUUUUGACCGUUGGGCAAAGGGCGCGCGACUGUCACAAACGCUCAGUCGUAGCUGGUCUUUUGCAGUUAGCAUUAUCACCAAAAAUGCUUUGAUUCUGUCCUCU